Molecule: messenger RNA, 2079 nt
Organism: Exaiptasia diaphana
Lineage: Eukaryota; Metazoa; Cnidaria; Anthozoa; Actiniaria; Aiptasiidae
Product: H/ACA ribonucleoprotein complex subunit CBF5-like
Exons: 18
Coding region: 20-1591 (523 amino acids)
Biological process (GO): mRNA pseudouridine synthesis; box H/ACA sno(s)RNA 3'-end processing; snRNA pseudouridine synthesis
Cellular component (GO): box H/ACA snoRNP complex
Molecular function (GO): pseudouridine synthase activity; RNA binding
Source: RefSeq, a predicted model, not a curated record
UGUAGCACGUGGAGACAACAUGGCGGACGAAGCAGAGGCGAAGGCCCGUAAGAAACAUAAAAAAGAUAAAAUACAGUCUGGAGAGAGUGAAUCAGGAACACCAAAGAAAUCAAAGAAAAGAAAGAGCGAGAGCAAUGAUGGUGUCUCUCAGGAUGAUCUUCCUAAUGGCGAUUAUCACCUAAAACCAACCUCGUCUACUCCAGUUCUUGACACAUCAAAAUGGCCAUUACUUCUUAAGAAUUAUGAUAAGUUAAAUAUACGAACUGGGCAUUUUACACCAUUGCCUAAUGGCUGCUCACCAUUGAAGAGAGACCUWCAAGAUUAUGUUUCAAGUGGAUUUAUCAAUUUAGACAAGCCAGCAAAUCCAUCAUCACACGAGGUUGUUGCAUGGUUAAAGAGAAUUCUGCGUGUUGAGAAGACAGGACAUAGUGGUACACUGGAUCCUAAAGUAACGGGAUGUUUGAUUGUCUGCAUCGACAGAGCAACAAGACUGGUGAAGUCCCAGCAAGGAGCAGGAAAAGAGUAUGUUUGCAUAGUCAGACUGCAUAAUGCUAUUGAAAGCAAAGAUGAACUGGCAAAAACACUAGAGACAUUAACUGGUGCCUUGUUCCAAAGACCACCUCUUAUCUCUGCUGUUAAGAGACAACUUAGAAUUAGAACCAUUUAUGAAAGCAAGCUGCUAGAAUAUGAUGAUAAACGUCAUCUAGGAGUUUURUGGGUAAGCUGUGAGGCUGGUACAUAUAUCAGAACACUGUGUGUUCAUAUUGGCUAUCUCCUUGGUAACGGAGCUCAUAUGCAGGAYCUACGACGAGUUAGGUCUGGUAUCCAGUCUGAAAAUGAUAAAAUGGUUUCUAUGCAUGAUGUUAUGGAUGCGCAAUGGUUGUAUGAUAAUUCCAAAGAUGAGUCGUACCUGCGAAGAUGUAUUCAGCCUCUAGAAGCUUUGCUAACAUCUCAUAAAAGAUUGGUUGUGAAAGAUAGCGCUGUGAAUGCUAUAUGUUAUGGAGCCAAGUUAAUGAUUCCUGGGCUGUUGCGAUAUGAYUCUGGUAUUGAAAUGAAUGAACAAAUUGUGAUAAUGACGACCAAGGGUGAAGCUAUUGCUUUAGGRAUUGCACUGAUGACAACAGCAGUUAUGGCUGCAGCUGACCAUGGUGUCGUUGCUAAGAUAAAACGUGUUAUAAUGGAGAGAGAUACAUARCCUAGAAAGUGGGGACUUGGACCUCAGGCUUUAAAGAAGAAGAAGCUUAUAACAGCAGGUAAAUUGGAUAAGUUUGGUAAACCAAAUGAAAACACUCCUGAGGACUGGAAGAAAGAACAUCCUGAUCUAAGCUCAGUACCAAAAACUCCCAUCCCAAGUGCUGAAGCAAAAGAAAAGCCUGAAUUAAAAAAGCGUAAACAUUCAGACGAAGAAAGCUCAGAGGAAGGUGCCGAGCAAUCCAAGAAAGAGAAGAAGAAGGCCAAGAAAGAGAAAAAGAAAUCCAAAGAAAAGGAAAAAAGCAGCAGCGAUGAGGAAGCUAAAGCAGAGAAGAAAAAGAAAAAGAAGAAAAAGAAAGAAAAAGAGAAGAAAAAAGACUCUGACUCUGAUUCAGAUUAAGUUUGUUUGUUGUGGCUGAUUGAGUAUAUCUUUGUCAGCAAUGGUUUACAUUCAACCAGAACACUUCUGGUUCCAGCUAUCAGUCUUUGAACAAGGGCAAAACACCAAAACAGAACAGUGUUACUUCAUUUGUAAAUACAAAACUUACAAACUUCUCACUGCUCUUAUAAUUUCUCUUAAACCUGGUUUCCAACAUCAUAUCAACCAAUUCUCAUCCUACUCAUACAGAAUGUACAAUUACACUGAAUAUGGAAAAAGUUUCAUAUGACAGCUUAUCAUCUUAUGUACUGUAAAACCAUUUUAUCAGUCAUGUCAUURGUAUGGGUCUGUUUUAUGAUAAGUAACAACCAGCUAAUGCAAGUAUGGAAACCAGGAUGUAAAGAGAUGGUUAGAAUAGUCAUCAAUCAAUAUUAUAACAUGAUUUUAGAUUUUACAAUGUAUUUUAUGAAUAAGUACAAAAAUAAGUAAAAAAAUGAUUGCUUUUGAAA